Neomonachus schauinslandi (Hawaiian monk seal) is the source of this 1937-nucleotide messenger RNA. RefSeq names its product protein arginine methyltransferase 3 (gene PRMT3). Gene Ontology annotation, cellular component: nucleus. The record is from RefSeq and is a predicted model, not a curated record. Lineage: Eukaryota; Metazoa; Chordata; Mammalia; Carnivora; Phocidae. The coding region runs from base 18 to 1607 and encodes 529 amino acids. Gene Ontology annotation, molecular function: protein-arginine N-methyltransferase activity. The transcript has 17 exons. Gene Ontology annotation, biological process: peptidyl-arginine methylation.
UCCGGGGCAACACAGCCAUGUGCUCGUUAGCGUCGGGCUCUGCGGGCGGCCGGGGCGCUGUGGAGGACGAGGACGACCUGCCAGAGCUGUCCGACAGCGGUGACGAGGCCGCCUGGGAGGACGAGGACGAUGCUGAGCUCCCCCACGACAAGCAGCAGACCCCCUGCCUGUUCUGUGACAGGUUAUUUACAUCUGCUGAAGAAACGUUUUCACACUGUAAGUCUGAGCAUCAAUUUAAUAUUGAUAACAUGGUCCAUAAACAUGGACUUGAAUUUUAUGGAUACAUUAAACUAAUAAAUUUUAUUAGACUUAAGAAUCCUACAGUUGAGUAUAUGAAUUCCAUAUACAACCCAGUGCCUUGGGAGAAAGAAGAGUAUUUGAAGCCAGUAUUAGAAGAUGACCUAUUACUUCAAUUUGAUGUGGAAGAUCUUUAUGAACCAGUGUCAGUGCCAUUCUCAUACCCCAAUGGACUCAGUGAAAACACAUCUGUUGUUGAGAAGUUGAAACAUAUGGAAGCCAGGGCACUGUCUGCUGAAGCUGCAUUAGCUAGAGCGCGUGAGGAUCUGCAAAGAAUGAAACAAUUUGCUCAGGAUUUUGUGAUGAACGCAGAUGUCAGAACCUGCUCGUCAUCUGCCAUUGCAGACCUCCAGGAAGAUGAGGAUGGUGUUUAUUUCAGCUCAUACGGGCAUUAUGGGAUACAUGAAGAAAUGCUGAAGGACAAAGUACGAACAGAAAGUUACCGAGAUUUUAUAUACCAAAAUCCACAUAUCUUCAAAGACAAGGUAGUUCUGGAUGUUGGUUGUGGAACUGGAAUUCUCUCUAUGUUUGCAGCUAAAGCUGGGGCAAAGAAGGUUCUUGGAGUUGAUCAGUCUGAAAUACUUUACCAGGCAAUGGAUAUCAUAAGACUAAAUAAACUUGAAGAUACUAUUAUACUAAUUAAAGGAAAGAUUGAAGAAGUUUGCCUUCCUGUAGAAAAAGUAGAUGUUAUUAUAUCUGAGUGGAUGGGCUAUUUUCUUCUUUUUGAGUCUAUGUUAGAUUCUGUCCUUUAUGCGAAGAACAAAUACUUGGCAAAAGGAGGAUCGGUCUACCCUGAUAUUUGCACUAUCAGCCUUGUGGCAGUAAGUGAUAUGAAUAAACAUGCUGAUAGAAUUGCUUUUUGGGAUAAUGUUUAUGGCUUCAACAUGUCCUGUAUGAAGAAAGCAGUUAUUCCAGAAGCUGUUGUGGAAGUUUUAGAUCCGAAGACUCUUAUUUCAGAUGCUUGUAGUAUUAAGCAAAUAGAUUGCCAUACAACAUCUGUCUCAGCUUUGGAAUUUUCUUCGAAUUUUACCCUGCAAAUUACAAAGACAUCCAUGUGCACGGCAAUUGCUGGCUACUUUGAUAUAUAUUUUGAGAAGGAUUGUCACAGCAGGGUCGUGUUCUCCACGGGCCCCCAGAGUGCCAGAACACACUGGAAACAAACAAUAUUUCUAUUGGAAAAGCCAUUUUCAGUUAAAGCAGGUGAAGCCUUGAAAGGAAAGAUCACAGUCCACAAGAAUAAGAAAGAUCCACGUUCUCUCAUUGUGACCCUCACAUUGAAUAAUUCAACUCAAACUUAUGGUCUCCAGUGAAAAGACUACAAAAGCACAACUAACUUGGGGUUUUAUGUGAGCAUGUGGAUGGAUGAUGGAUCCUUUCUUAAUGAGUCUCCUCAAUACUAGAGACACAUGGUAGGAAUCUGAUAUAAUUCAGCUAAGGAAAGGAACAACAGAUCCUAGUGGACCACCUACAUAAUCACAGUCUUGGAAGUCUGGUCAGCAAGAUUUUACUAAAUGUAACCAUUAUAUUGAGUAUAACUAUACUGAAAAUCAUUUAAAUAGGCCUAAAUUUGAAACAGAGAUAGUCUUUUGUUGUUUUUAAUGUUUCUUACUAUAAAUUUUAAACACGAGUAACUGAUUAUU